GUCACCUCUCUCACUAACGCUGACCGCAAAGACUUAACUAUUCACGUCAGUUUAAAUCUCAAAAAUUCUUAAAGCCAGUCUGCGUUCUCAAUGUAAUCUUGAGAAUUCCGGUGGAAACAAACUCAUGUUUUUUAUUGGAAAAAAACCCGACUUGUAAAUACCUAUAUCUAAGUUGUAUAACUCUCUCCCAGAACUACAUUUUUUUUUUAAUUCAGAGGAAGAGACAAAUGCUUGUUCCCGCCAAAACGCUAGAGCUCAAAUUCGCCAUGUCCUUGAUCCAACAAUCUACCUCUCUCCUCCAACUCUUUCAACUCCAAUCCCUUCUCCUCAAAACUUCCCUCAACCUCAACAACUUCGUCACUGCCAAAUUCCUCCGAAAAUGCCUCGCCUUCUCACCACCAAAAUCCCUUCCAUAUGCCCGAGCCCUCUUCGACCAUGUCCACGCCCCCGACACAUUUCUUUACAACACUCUCAUCCGCGCUUACCUCCAAUCUCAAAACCCAAUUGAGUCUCUUCACCUCUUUCGUCGAAUGAGGCUUGUUGAUGGAGCUUCACCUGAUAGUUUCAGCCUCUCUUUGGGGAUCCAGGCUUGUGCCAGAUCGUCUGAGAAGGGAAUGGGAGAAGUUAUCCAUGCCCAUGUUGUGAAACUUGGAUUUGUAUCCGAUUUGUUUAUUGAAACAGCACUUAUUGAGAUGUAUGCUAAGAUUGGGGAUAUCGUGCUUGCAAGAAAGGUGUUCGGUUUAAUGCCUGAGAGAGACUUGGUAGCAUAUAAUGUGAUGCUGGCAGAGUAUGUUGGAUGUGGGGAGAUUGGCCAGGCUCGUAUUUUGUUUGACGAGAUGCCGAUAAAGGAUUUGGUUUCUUGGAAUACGAUGAUCCAUGGUUAUGCGAAGAGUGGCGAAGUUAAUUCUGCUAGGGAGAUAUUUGAUAGGAGUCGAGAAAAAGAUUUGGUUUCUUGGAGCUCUAUAAUUUCAGCGUAUGCACAAAAUAAACAAUGUAAUGAAGCAUUGAGAUUGUUUAAGGGUAUGCAAUUGGGUGGUAUUGUGCCAGAUAAGGUGACUAUGGUGAGCGUUCUAUCAGCUUGUGCAGACAUUGGAGCCUUGGGGAUGGGCAAGACAAUUCACAAAUUUAUCGAGAAGAACAAGAUAGAGAUUGAUGUAAAGCUUGGAACUUCUCUUGUUGACAUGUAUGCCAAAUGUGGGGAUAUUGAAAACUCCCUCCAAGUUUUCCAUGGCAUGGAUGAGAGGGAUGUUCUAACUUGGAGCUCAAUGAUCAUAGGUCUUGCGAGUCAUGGACUCGGUAAUGAUGCCCUUCGGUUCUUCUCCAAGAUGAUUCAAGAGGGUAUCAAGCCCAAUGACAUAACUUUUGUCGGGGUUUUAAGUGCUUGUAAUCAUAACGGUCUUGUUGAUGAGGGAAGGGCUCAUUUCAACUCGAUGAACAAUGUAUAUAAAAUUUCUCCAAAGGUUGAGCACUAUGGAUGCAUGGUUGAUUUAUUAGGCAGAGCUGGGCAUAUCAAACAGGCGAGACAACUAAUUGAAGAUAUGCCAUUUGAGCCAGACGCAGUUGUUUGGAGAGCACUUCUAGGUUCAUGUCGAACAUACAAAAAUAUAGAGAUAGCCGAAGAAGCCAUCAAUAACCUCAUAAAUCUAGAGCCAUAUGUUGAUGGGCAUUAUGUGCUUCUUUCUAACAUUUAUGCACAAGCCAAUAGAUGGGCUGACGUUGCAGAAGUGAGGAAGCUGAUGAGAGGAGCGAACAUUCAAAGGAUUCCUGGGAGCAGUUCCAUUGAAAUUGGAAACAUUGUUCAUGAGUUUGUUGCUGGUGAUAACUCACACCCAAGAAGUGAUGAGAUCUACAAAAUGCUGGCAGAAAUGAUUGAUCGUUUGAAAUGGGCUGGAUACGAACCAGUGACUUCAUUGGUUUUGCAAGAUGUUGAUGAACAAACCAAAGAGUCUGCACUAAUUCAACACAGUGAAAAAUUGGCUAUUGCAUUCGGGCUUCUGAUUUCUGUUCCCAAGUCCACAAUUCGUAUUGUGAAAAAUCUUCGAGUUUGUGAAGAUUGUCACGCUGCCAUUAAGCUCAUAUCUUUGGUAUAUGAGAGGAAGUUGAUUGUUAGGGAUCGGAACAGAUUUCACCAUUUUGCUGAUGGGAAGUGCUCCUGUGGGGAUUACUGGUGAAUUGAGGGAGGAUUUCCAACUGGACUAAAGCGAUUUGAAAUACAAUUGGAAACACAGAAAAUGCUGAAGAUGGGGGUAUGAAUGGAUCUUAUGAGUUUAUUAUCUUGAGUGAACUUCCGGAGAUUAUUUUACUCAGGCUACACUUUUAUCUGUAGGCUGAUUUCAUAUCUCAACGACUCAAUGUACAGACAGGUCCACAAAAGAUUUGAAUAAGAUUUACAGCCAGCUAGAGAUUUGGCUUCAAGACCGUCUGUAUACGCAAUGGAAGAGCAGAUCAUUAUCUUCAACCACAGUAACCAUGUUGGGGUGCAGUUGCUGGUGGAUAGUCGGGCCAUCCAAUAUCUCUGAUAGGUUGAGGUGUGGUGACCAGAGGUGAAGGAAAUGCUAGGUCGGAUCACAUGACUAGGGCCCACUUCAUAUCCAUUGGCCACAGAGCUAAAUAAGAAAAUAACAACAAUAAAAAAAAGUUGAUGGUAGUAGUUGUAAAGUAUGUAGGCCCCUGCACCUUCAAUCAUUUUUGUGACCAGACGGGGGCUGGGAUGGAGUUCUUCUCCUCGGGUUAGUGAACACAAGGGCCCCUACGCAUUUGAGACCCCAAGGGAUCAACUAAGGAGAAGGAUUUUGACAUGUAUCUCUAGCACAAGAGUUGGAAGAUGCUAGUUAAUAAUCAUUCAACUUUAUUUCUUUACUAUUGCAUGCAUCGCCCUUGGAUUUUUAGACUAAGGCAUGUUAAGCUCCGGAUCAUCUCUAAGGAAUUUGUCGGCACCGGUUCGAAUUUUAACUUCUACUGGUGGAGGUUUCUACAAUAAAUGUGCUGAGGGUAAGUGUGGGGGAGAAGGGGGGUGGAGGGUGGUUAAUUUUGGAGCUUUGCGAAAGCAGGGAUGUAUGCAUCAUGAUGCAACCCCACAAGCAAAGCCUUGGUUCCCAAUUGAGCUGCAUGAGGAAAUUGAUCACAAGGAGGUGGUUGAUUGGAAACUAUGAUGGGAAAGGGAUGGUGUUAUCUUAUUCUCUCCUUGUUUGGCAAGAAAAAAAAAAUGAAAAGUCAGUUUUGUAUGAAGAAAUAAAAAUAUCAAAUGGAUAAUGAAUUUUUUUUUAUUGUGAACUGUAAAUAUUUUUUUAAUAUUUAACCACUUGCAUUGCACGUGCAUAAAAACUAGUAGACUCAAAAGAUAGAAGUAAAUAGAUUUCUGUAUAUAUUAUAUAAGCCCUGCAUAAUAAUAAAAAUUAUAAAGUUAUAUUAUACUUCAGGUUUGAUUAUUAUCCCAACAAAACUAUUUAGUUUCUUAAGGAAAAUCGAAGCAUCAUGGCGUGCUGUCUUAUUCUUUCCUUAUCGACCAAAAAAAGAGAAUAUAAAAUGACAACUAGGAUAGAAUCUCCUUAAUUAUAUCAUACUUUUUUUUAUUAUAUAUAAAUUCCCAAAAUAUGAAACUUUAUCAGAUGAAGUCUUGUAAGAAAUUAGAAAAUAACCAUAAAAAUUAUGGUAGCCACAGAAUUAACCCAUUUAUUUACUACGGGUUAAUAGCACAUAGACCCCCUGCCACAUGAUGCUUGUCCACUUAUGUUGCCCUAAUAGUUUCAUGUUCAUUUUGGCAGACAAACCCUGAGUGAAAAACUUUUGACGCUUUGCCCGUCAAAAUGUUAUUACCCCCGGGUGGAAAAGAGUAAAAAAAAAAAAAAAAAUUCAUUCAAAAUGAAACUAUAGACGUAAUAAGUUAAUAAACGUCAUAUUGCAGUGUGCAUGUGCAAUCAAAGAAAGGGUUGUAUUAGCUUUUGUUGCAGAUAUAGCAUUAGUCAAAGCAGGUAUAAACACUAUAAGAACGCUGAACUUUUUCCCCCCCUUUUUGGUAUUAUAUAUGUGUUCUGUUAUUAAUUAGAGAUUAAAAAGAAAAGGAUUUAUCCCCUGUUUUUUGUAGUUGUUAUCAGCUAAUUAAUAAAUAAUGGAGCAAACUUGUCCUUUCUACUAAAAAACAUAAAAUCGAAUAUAGAAAAUAAACUAAAUGCGAUCGAGUGAAAAUGUAAUUACAAACAGAGCAAAAUAAAUUAAAAAGUUCAGAAAAAAAAAAUAAACAAGCACGAUUGGCAAGCGAGAAAGAAUGCCUCUUUUUUUAACAGCUUUAGCAUCUCUCAAUAUGUUCUAGUGCUUAUGAAAUCCGAGUUUGAAAAAAAUUAAAAAUAAUAAAAACCAAACAUUGAAAAAAAAAAUACAUAAAAAAUGGAAAUUAGAACCCAAUUCUAGAACUAGUUUCCAUUAGAACAUAAUUCAAACAAAACCACCUCCAAAUAAAUAAAUAAAUAAAUUACAA
Messenger RNA from Asparagus officinalis (garden asparagus), 4474 nucleotides. RefSeq names its product pentatricopeptide repeat-containing protein At5g66520-like. The record is from RefSeq and is a predicted model, not a curated record. The coding region runs from base 228 to 2171 and encodes 647 amino acids. Lineage: Eukaryota; Viridiplantae; Streptophyta; Magnoliopsida; Asparagales; Asparagaceae. Gene Ontology annotation, molecular function: RNA binding; zinc ion binding; protein binding. Gene Ontology annotation, biological process: RNA modification. The transcript is spliced from 2 exons.